GAGCAGUGAUAACCGAAUUUCCUUCAGAACGUGCCGCUACUCGACAGAGAAACUACAAGAGACAUACAUUUGUGUUAUAAUUAAAAUAUAUUUGAGGAUUUAUAAAAUUAUUGAAGACAAACAAUUCAAGAUGUUGGACUAUGAAUUUAACCAGAAUGAAGUCAAGAUGAUGAAACGUGGAAAUGAAAGUUUGGUUUCUGCAGGGUAUGAUGGCGUCAGCUCAUCCCUCGCCAUGCCAGAAACACCCAAAGAUGGUAUUGUCGUCAAGGUGGCUUAUCUAGGUGCCUGUUAUUCUGAAGGAUUACGUCGACGAGGUGCCAAACCCUCAUUUCCAGGCAACGAGAUUGGAGGUUACAUACACGAUAUUUCAAACACAGUACCAAACUGUAAUUUCACAAGGGGAGACAAGGUUAUAUUGUUCCCAACAGAAGAUAUCAUAGACCAAGGUUAUGUAGAAUAUAUCGCAGUUGAAGAUACAACACAUGUCAUUCAAGUACCAGAGGAUAUGCCACUAGAGGUCGCCACCAUGUUGCCAGGUUCGGCACUCACUGCUUAUUCUGCUGUAUUAAAAGCUAAACCUCAUGUAGAGAAACUUCAACAAGUUAAACCGUGUGUAAACGUACUGAUAGUUGGAGCAGGUGGUUUAGGAUUAUGGUGCUUACAGCUUGCUCAAUAUCUCAUCAAAUCUUUUGGUCAAAACAAUGUUCGUAUCUUCAUGGCCGACAACAGUAUAGAUAAAUUAUUGGUUGCUAGCGAACAUGGUUGCUAUGACAUCAUACAUUGGAACGAAGAAGAUCACGAACAGUAUAUUGUAGAACGAACCCUGGAUGCUUGCCGCGGUGGUGUGGAUGUCAUUAUUGAUUUAGUCAGUUCACCAAGAACCAAUCAGAGAUCUCUUAAAGUUUUAAACAGAAAUGGUUGUAUAUUGCAGGAAGGACUGAUAUUGGUUGGAGGUGAUAGCAUGUCUAACAGUAAUGUCUCUAUAAGCCUCAACUCUCUCUCAGCCAAACAACAGAGUUUAGUUGGAAUACCAAAAGGAAAUUUGAAUCAACUUUAUGAUUUAUUACAUGCUGUUCAGGAAAAUAAGAUCACUCCUCCCAGCUAUGCCGUAUUCCCAGUUGAAGAUGCCAAUCAGGUGUACGAGGAUAUUCAGGAUUGCCGCAUUACUGGUAGAGCCAUCUUCCGAUUCGUUAACAGUUCAUCUACGAUGGAUAACAGUCCUACAACAACCUACUGAACUAGUGAUAUAAACCAAAGACAAUAAAUAGAAUCUCAAAUAUAAAAAUGCUUCGAUAUUCGUUGCCGUGAUGGCACAAUUUCGCUCUGUGAGGAAUUCAGAUUUCGACCAAUAGAAGAAUAUAGAAUUCAACAGAUACAACUUUGUUGAAAAAAAAAGAAUUUUUUCCAGUUGGCUGUAGCAGUUGAUUCCAUUUAGAAAACAACAUUAUUCUACAAAAACUGAGAAAAGUUCUGAGAAAUAUUUUGAAUUUUACAGCUUUAUCAUGUUACUAUAUUAUAUGUGUUACUAAGUGUUACUAACAAACAAAAAAACUCCAAAAAUUGUCAAACAUUUUGAUAUAAUUAGGGCAUUUAUAAAGUGCUAAUUCAUGAGACAAUCAAUGACAAAUGCAUUAAUUGGUGAUCGCUAGAUAUUUAAUAAUACUGAUGUGAAUUAAUAUGGUGUAAAAAUGGAAGUGCUAGGUGAAAGAUGAUAUAGAUACUGAGAAAUAUAAGAAGUGUUGGAGGGCACGGUUGUUGCUGGAGAUAUAGGGGAGGGUUUGUAGAUAAUUGCUGCAUGACGCAGUAAAUCAUAUAGUGCAGGGAGCAGAGACUGAAGAGAAAUGCCUAGUCUGAUUCUAUCUUGUAUCUGAGAUUGUCAUUCUUUACUAAUAUCGGACAGCAUGCAAGAGGAGAGACAAAGUUGGUAGACCUGAAGUUAUAUUAACAUUGUAAAAUGUAUGCUAUCAAUCAGGAUCAGUUGAUUAAGAAUUGGGCAGGGCAUUUCCGGUAGAAACUUUCCAGGAUAAAUUAUGGAUGUAGUCUUAAUCCGGUUUAUUUUUUAUUGUCUGUGAUGUUUAUUUAUAGAAAUAGGAAUGAUGCAUUUUGGGAAAUGGAAGACUGAAAUAGUCAAGUUUAAAAGGAUUUGGUAGUAAGUUGAGAUAAAUUAAAAACAUUAGUAGAGGAUGAAUAUGGUACAGGUGUAAAAAAAAAAAAUGGAUUCCUAAAUUUUACAAAAUGCAUUAAUCAAGGAAAUGUGCAUUGCAAUCAAAAUAUGCACUACUGAAGUUAGUCCGAAACCUGUUGACUUUAAUGUAGCUGUUAGUUUGCAGAUGUCUGCAUGGUUCUCAUUUAGCCAGCAAAGGUCUGGUAGUUUCAGACUAUCUUCUAACCGAUGUUAUGUAAAAAGUACUUCAUUUCAUUUUGUAUAUAAGUCAUCGAGUUCAUCAUAUAGUGAUGCAGAUUCGUUAAAAUAUUAAUUUGAUGUUGGAAAUCAUGAAGAGAAUUUUGAAGUUAUGAUUGGUUACCAUAGUAACAGAUUUAUAAUUCUUAUAUUGGAUCUAAUAGUUAAAAAUCAGAAAAUUUAGUUUUAUUGAAGCUUGCCAAAACUAUUGGAGAAAAAGUUAUGGCGCAUCAGCUACCUUAUAAAGGUGAAGGUCGUGUAGAUUACUAUGGUAACCAAAGGUUGUGCUAUAUUAUUAUUAUUGUAAAUAUUUGUUUUAUGUUGUUGUUUUUUUGUACUGAAUGAGCGAUUGAAAGAUGAUGUUAACUUUAUAAAAAAAAAUGAAAAUACUAAAAAGAAAAAUUAAAAUUUGAAAUAAAAAAAA
Messenger RNA from Lottia gigantea (owl limpet), 2825 nucleotides. RefSeq lists its product as hypothetical. The record is from RefSeq and is a predicted model, not a curated record. Bases 131 to 1237 code for a protein of 368 amino acids. The transcript has 6 exons. Gene Ontology annotation, molecular function: oxidoreductase activity. Lineage: Eukaryota; Metazoa; Mollusca; Gastropoda; Lottiidae.